Molecule: messenger RNA, 2005 nt
Organism: Maniola jurtina (meadow brown)
Lineage: Eukaryota; Metazoa; Arthropoda; Insecta; Lepidoptera; Nymphalidae
Gene: Y-y
Product: protein yellow-like
Exons: 4
Coding region: 42-1622 (526 amino acids)
Cellular component (GO): extracellular region
Source: RefSeq, a predicted model, not a curated record
GCACUUUUGGCUUGGACGGCUUACCGCGAAAUACAUUCAACAUGGUCGGAAGAAUAUUAUUAUUCUGUGGGCUUAUAGCCGUUGCCUCCGCAGCGGUCAAGCUCCAAGAAGUGUAUUCCUGGAAUGUAAUGGACUGGAAUUAUCCUGACCAGUACUUAAAGCAGCAGGCCCUCCAGACUGGUGCACUGAUCAGACAAAAUGCUUUACCUGUUGGUAUUGAACGAUGGCGGAAUAAGCUCUUCGUCAGCGUUCCUAGAUGGCGUCCAGGUAUACCAGCAACGCUGAACUAUAUACCCCUGGAUGCGCCAUACGAACCGUCUCCGAAGCUCACUCCAUAUCCAAGCUUCAGAGGCAACGAAUUGGGUGAUUGUGAAAAUGGACUCACAACGGUUUACAGAAUUAAAGCUGACAAAUGUGACCGUCUAUGGGUCUUGGAUGUUGGCACUUACGGAUACGAUCCUAAUGUGACAAAUGUGUGCCCAUACGCUCUAAACGUAUAUGAUUUGAACACUGAUAGGCGUAUCAGAAGAUAUGUGUUCAGACCCGAAGACAUCGUAUCUACUACUUUCAUCGCAAACAUCGCUCUAGACGAAGGUCUCACUUGUGAUGAUACUUUUGCUUACUUCUCUGAUGAACUUGGUUACGGCCUCAUCUCUUACUCCUGGGAGCAGAACAAGUCAUGGAGAUUCAGCCACAGCUAUUUCAUGCCGGAUCCACUCGUUGGCGACUUUAAUAUAGCCGGUCUGAACUUCCAGUGGGGAGCCGAAGGUAUAUUUGGUAUAAGUGCAUCCCCGAUGGGCGGUGAUGGAUUCAGAACACUGUACUUCAGUCCUUUAUCAAGUUAUACGGAGUUUUCUGUAUCAACUAGAAUCUUAAGAGAUGAGAGUAAAGUAACUGGAUCUUAUAAAGACUUCAAAGUAGUCGGAACACGUGGACGUGAUACACACACUACUGCUAAAGUAAUGGAUGUCACCGGUGUUCAACUCUUUAAUCUAAUCGAUCAAAACGCUAUUGGAUGUUGGAGUACAAACUUCGCACUAAAACCACAGAAUAUAGCCGUCGUAGACAAAGACGAUGUCGGCCUAGUUUUUCCAUGUGAUAUUAAAAUUGACGAAGGAAGAAAUGUAUGGGUAAUUUCCGAUCGUAUGCCUGUGUUUUUGGAAUCAGAAUUAAAUUAUGGAGAUAUAAAUUUCCGAAUUUUCGUCAGUUCUGUCGACAAGCUUACUCAAGGAACAGUAUGCGAAACAUCGCCACCUUCGAUUCAGUCCUCAAUGCCGCUCCUUUCACGGCCUAACCUGUUUAACAAUGGUGGUUUUCAGAGUGUCUCACAAGUUCCUCCAAGAGUAUUCCUUCAAAGCACUUCCAGCAGAUCACAAAUACCAACUUUCCCCAACAAUCCACAACUUAUGUCUCGCAACCAACAACUUUUUCCCAGCAAUCCACAACUCACGUCUUCAGUAACAUCUCCAAAUGCUAUAUCGACACUUUUUAAUCCAUUACUGAAUACGAAGCAAACUUCUAGACAGCCAUUUUCUGUUACGCCUUCGACGCCUCAAACAAUCUCCAACAGGGUGAACCCAUGGUGGUUGAGAAAUGACUACCAGGUAAUGGAGAACCUAUAAAAGAAUACCUAAAACAUGUAAUGUUACACAGUUAAAAUGGUUUUAGUGUCAUGCAAAAUCCUUAGUAAAGACUUUAAUAUUGAUGUGGUUCAUACGCUAUAAGUUGUAUAGCUAUAAUGUAACUACGUUAUUCAAUGUACCUAUUUAAAAUAAGGUGUGAGAAUGGAGUCUAUAUUUUUGUAUCUAGACUCUGGUGUAUAUGUUAAGUAUAAAAAUGUAUGUUAUGGAUCUGUGUAUUGUGAUGUUCUAUUGUAAAGUUAUGCAAAUUAAUAUUGAAUGUAAAGUUUUAUAAGGUAAAAUGUAAAAAGGAGCCUACUAUGUUACAUAAUGUAUAUGUACCUAAAUAUUGUACCUGAGUAAAUGAUGAAUAAUAAUAAAUAUUU